GUGCGGCUGAAGGGACUGGCUGGGAGAUUCCCCACCAAGUGUCCCCUUGCUUGGCCACGUGGCAGAAGCAGAGGAGCCCCUGAGCCGCAGCUGUGCAGGAAUGGGAGCAGGAGGGCGGGAGGGAGCUGGGAUCUUGGGGGAAGGGGCAGAGGAAAUAGACGUGGGUCGGGCGGGGAGGGAGAGGGAUUCCCCACCUGGGGGCAGGAGGGCAUUAGAGGGAGGAGAGCGGGAAGAAAGUACUCUUGCCCAAACGCGGGCGGGAGGCAACCGGGGAAGUGGAGCCUCUUCCCACGAUGCCCAAGUUCAGGGAGAAGACGCCUCUGCACAGGGUCCCAGAGAGCUGGGGCGCGGGCGGCAGGGGAAGGUGGACGGGGUGGGAACAGCCAGGGGGCGCAGGCCAGGAUGGUGGCUGUGCGGGAGCCAGGAGGGAAGACACAGAGUGGCCCCUGACCCACAGGUGGAAAAGGAAAGACAGAGGAGUGCGUGUCCAGGUUCAGACGUGGGUGGUGGGGUCAGAGGCCAAGCACGCAGGCCAGGGGCACCGAGGCUUCGUGGGGGCACGCUGGGGCCCCCCACACCCAAGCUUCCCGAGGAGUCAGGGGGUCCAGCCUGCCGGACCACAACCAGAACAGUCGGGGCCAGCAGGGUGAGCGUCAGCCCCGAGCCAGGCCUCCAGGGCAGUCUGAGCCCCCCGCCUCUGAGAAGUGGUCGUGGAUGCCCCAUUCACAGCCGGCAUCAGAAAGGUGGGCUGGGGAUGGGCGCCCACGCGCGACACCGCGGGGGAGCUGCCUGCCUUCCGGCUCGCGAGCCCCGCAGUCAACGGUCCCUCCCCAGACUGGAAGCUCCUUAGGGUUGGGUCUCAGGGCCGCCUCACCACGGGCCGACCUCAGGGACUGUGCAGGGCGCUGGGCGGGAGGCUGGUCAGCACCGGUGCUGGAUCGCCGAACCCAGGGGCCAGACACCUCAGGGCCGCUGCGGCCGCGGGGAGAGGGUCAGGGCCGAGGCAUCCCGAGCGCCCGGCCUAUUGCGAGCUGGCUGACCCCGAAGGGUGCCGGCGCCGGACGCUGCGCGCUCGGGCCAACACUCAAGGACAGCCGGCGGCCUCCAGGGGUGGAGGGGCGGGGCCAGGGGGGUGUGGGUGGAGCCCGAGGCAGGAUCCCUUUCUCUUUCCCUUCCGUUCUCCCCAGCCAGCGCCGAAGUUGCGCGCGGAUGAGACGCGGAGAGCGGCACCCUCCGCCCACGCCUUCGGACGCAGCGACACGCCUGCUCUCGGCGCAGGUCGCGCCACGUGCCCUGCACCCGCGCUACUAACCCGCAGCUCUCAAGGACGCACGGGCAACUCGACGCGCACACUGGAAGCAAAUAGGCCUCCCAGGUGCCUCACGGCGAGACAGCCCUGUGCGCCAUGCAACCCCUGCCCGACUGGCCCCCGGCGCCCGACGCCCUGCGGGCCUCCCCCUUCCCGCACCCGGUGCUGCACGCCCUCCACGACCUGUCGCGCGCGCUCCUCUUCCCGACCUACUGGUUGCUGGACCAGCUGCUGGGCUGCUGCGCCCCGAGAGUGCCACCCAGCCGGCUGGGAACGCUUCGAGCGGCGGCAGUCGGCUGCGCGGCGCUGGCGCUGCUGCUGCUACUGGGUUUGCCGCUGGCGCUCCCCGGCCUGCUGCUCUGGCUGCCGCUGCAGGCCUGGCGCCGCCCCUUCUGCUACCAGCCCCCUCCGCGGUGCUGGGUGCCACCCCCGCCCUGGCGCGCUACCGCCGAGCCCGCGCGCUGCUUCGCCUUCCUCACCGCCAACCUGUGCCUGCUCCCCGACGGGCUGGCGCGCUUCAGCAACCUGUCGCACAGCCAGCGGCGCGCGGAGGCCAUCGGCGCCGCGCUCCUAGCUGGCCUUCGGCCCUCGCUGCACGGGGCCACCGACUGCAGGCAGCCGCAGCCAGGGGCGCCCUGCGGGGUGCUCCUGCCUGCGGUGCCCGCAGGUGUGGACUUCGUGUGCCUGCAGGAGGUGUUCGAUCUCCGCGCGGGCCGUCGCCUGGUGCGGCGCCUGGCGCCCAGUCUGGGGCCGGUGCUGCACGACGUGGGAACGCUGGGCCUGCAGCGCGGGCCUUACCUCAAGCUGCUGGGCAGCGGGCUGCUGCUGGCCUCGCGCUACCCGCUGCUGCGCGCCUCCUUCCGAUGCUUCCCCAACGCGCGCCGGGAAGACGCCCUGGCCUCCAAGGGACUGCUGUCUGCACAGGCGCAGCUGGGCACGCUGGACGGGCGCCGCAUCGUGGGCUUCCUGCACUGCACGCACUUGCAUGCGCCUACGGCUGACGCUGCUGCUGGAGUGGGCCGAGCAGUUCGAGGCCGAGAGCGGCCGGAGCGACGAGGCCGUGGCCUUCAGCGUGCUCCUGGGCGACCUGAACUUCGACAACCACUCGCAAGACCACGCUCGAGAGCAGGAGCACAAACUCUUCAGCCGCUUCCGGGACCCCUGCCGGCUGGGCACGCGGCGGGAGCAGCCCUGGGCCCUGGGGACCUUAUUGAGCACCACCGCGCUCCACCACUCGGUGGCCAGCUCCCCGGAGAUGCUGUGCAGGGCCCUGGAGCAGGAGAAAGGCCGCCAACUGUACCUGGCGGGCCCUCCCAGCGGGGGCUGCCGGCCCAACCCGUGGCAAGGCCGGCGUCUGGACUACAUCGUGUACCGGGCACAGCCUGGGGGGCUGCUGAGCCCGGUAAGUGCCGGGGCGCGGGGCGGCCGGGCCUGCUGGCUGGGCCCAGCCUCGAGCCCGAGUCCCGCCCGCAGGAGGUGGAGCAGGUGACCUUCAGCACGGCCCUGGCGGGGCUCACGGACCACCUGGCCGUGGGCCUGCACCUGCGGGUUUCGGCGCCCCCGUAGGCCGGCGACACACGGAGCGGGAGGCUGCGCGGCCGCUGCGCCCGAGCCGGGCGGCUUGAGCAUCUUUAUUGCGCCGCUCACACGGCUUCCUGCGCCCGCCGGUACUCGUACACGCUGCCGCGCUCAGGAAAGGCCACGGGCUGCGGGGGCGAGCCCGGGGGCGGCGCGGGGUCCUCCGGGUCUCCGUAACCGCCGCCGCCGGGCGUGUGCAGGCAGAACACGUCCUGGGGGGCACAGGCGCGGGCUCAGCGCGGGCGCAGGCCCCGGUCCUCGGGGCCCCCCGCGCCUUCCGCGGACACAUUAAACGCGGUUCCUGGA
This is a messenger RNA of Oryctolagus cuniculus (rabbit), 3193 nucleotides long. The record is from RefSeq and is a predicted model, not a curated record. Lineage: Eukaryota; Metazoa; Chordata; Mammalia; Lagomorpha; Leporidae.